This is a messenger RNA of Soboliphyme baturini, 241 nucleotides long. Lineage: Eukaryota; Metazoa; Nematoda; Enoplea; Dioctophymatida; Soboliphymatidae. The record is from the annotation of a GenBank genome assembly.
UUGCGUGUGCGAAGGCUGGUGUUGCGUUGACCUGCCCGUUCGUCGGCCGCAUCUAUGACUGGUAUAUGAACAACACCACAACGAAAAAGUUCUUCAUGUUAAAUGACCCGAGUAUCUGUUCAUGUGUUCCAACUCCGAUCAUCAUCUAUAACUGUUACAAACGUUUCAUUAAUAACACUGCUAUCAUGAUUAAUCAAAUAAAAGGAUUGCGCGGCUGCAAUCUGCUUACUCUCAGAUAAAC